Molecule: messenger RNA, 1923 nt
Organism: Danaus plexippus (monarch butterfly)
Lineage: Eukaryota; Metazoa; Arthropoda; Insecta; Lepidoptera; Nymphalidae
Gene: Tgi
Exons: 6
Coding region: 387-1283 (298 amino acids)
Biological process (GO): negative regulation of DNA-templated transcription
Molecular function (GO): transcription coactivator binding
Source: RefSeq, a predicted model, not a curated record
AUGUCAAACGCGACUAUUUCGUCAACAGAUUCGUGGCGCGGUAGUUGGAUUUUAUAAAAUAACAACAAAUACAACGAUAGUCUACAUGAAGGAAAAUGGAUAUUAGACGGUACAACUCAGUGGGUUAUUAAACUACAAUCAACUUAUUACUGUUUUGAUACUCGCCCGUGUUUUUCAAGCAAAUACUUACUUACGUAGUUUUGCGAAUCGUUUCAUAUUGAUUUUUAUUCUUCGCCGGUUUCUUGUAUUGUUAUAAAGUUACUUUAUAACUGACAAGUAGUAUUGAGUUUACAUAAUAUUGUAGUGAUAAAAGUUUGAAUAAUACAGUGAUAAUAAUAAGACUUCUAGUUGUGUAUUGUGUUUGCAUCGUGAGAAUUAGCAUUAUUAUGGAGAAAGUGGAGUCAGCCCUUGAUGUGUUAUCUCGUGCUGCGACAAUGGUUCAGCCCUGUCCAGCGUACCCAGCGAGCGACACAGACAGUUUUGAAAGCCCCAGCACAGCGUCGAGUGGGGAGUCAGAAGGAGAUCGUACUCUUUCGCCUGAAGCGCCUCGCGACCAACCUAAAGAGUUAACCGGCAAGUGGCGACGCGAGCGACGAUCUACCCGCCUCCCCGACUACCGACCAAGGGAGAAUGGUAAGAUGGCGUUACGGUCGCAGUCGUUUAACGAGCGGCGGACUUCACCGGCGGUAACGCGCGCUACCACUACGCACAGUGACGGAGAGCUGUCAGAUGAGAUAGAUGAUGUUGCUAGAGCGCCGCCACAGUACCCUGGGGUAAAACAUGAAGCUCCAAUCGACAUGAGACUACGCUCUCGACCCGCGCCGCCGCCCUACACACGACCCUCCGUUAUAAAGACCAAUGACGCUCCACCCGGAUCACUGUCAAUGUGCGAUCCGGUUAUAGACGAGCACUUCAGGAGAUCGCUGGGAGAUAAUUAUAUGAAUCUAUUCAAAAAGGACACGGCUGGUCCCAAGCCGAACACAAAAGACAGAGCCAGCAGUCCCAUACAGUUCAUUAUAGAGAGGCCAACGAAAAUAAUAGCCAUGGAAGUCGACGACGCAAGUAUGUCGGUGGACGAUCAUUUCGCUAAGGCUCUCGGCGACACCUGGAAACAGAUACAGACGUCUAGAAACGACCAGUCACAGACUUCUAAAGGCGUGGACGAUCACUUCAGCAAAGCUUUAGGGGAUACGUGGAAGAAGAUACAAACGAAACACAAAACUGACGAGGAGAAGACCAAGGAUCAAACCAAGAUCAUCACGAGGAGCGGCGUCGUGAUAUAGAUAUGCUAAAACAGACUUUAUCUCUACGGCAUAAAGUAUGUUUUGGUUUGUAUUCAUAUAGACGUUUCUAACAUGACAAUUCUGUUAAGGCUUUGGGUAUACGAGUUCUCUAAAUGUAGUCAAUUAUUAGUCACCAUUACACACUAAGUUAUUACCUCAGUUAAUGCGCUUUGCACAAAACCCAUUAAUAAAUGUAUAUAUAGUUGGUAAUUAAGUCUUUUUUUUUUUUGAUAAAUUCAUUUUAUGUUCCUUAAUUUUAGUUAUUUUUAGUGUUUCGCUUAUUGGAUAUGUUAAAAAGGAUUCCCUUGAUCUAACUGUUUAUAUGAAACGAAUAGUUGUAUAUUUUUAUAUACAUAUAUAUUUUUUUUGAUUUAAUUUAAUUCAUGUUUUAUCCUUAAGUCCGUACACGAACAAAUGUUUCCUUGGUAUUAUUAACAUUUUAAAUAUAAUAAUUUUGAAGCGAUGUAUCAAUGAACGAAUGUAUUUUUUCCUUGUAUAUAGCUGGAGUGAGUAUGGACUCACUCGUGACUUACCCUCAAGAUGGCAGCAGGCUGUCGUGUUGUAAUAUUUUGUAAAUAACGGUUUUCUAUUUAUGCACUUAGUUAAGGAGUUAUCAAAGAAUAAACACAGACUUGAUAAA